UACCGAAUCCGAAUACUAAAAAAUUGUAUUAAAAUAAGUUUCGGAUUUGCAUUUGGACCGUUUCUUUAUUGUGAUGCGACACAUGUCACUAUGACAAACCAACUGCCACUAACGAUUCUCCUGGUGGUGGGCACCACAUUAAAUAGCCUUGAGGCGCUGCGUCGCAAUUUCGAUGGCCGCCAGACGAGCCUCAAUACAAACACAAACAUACCGCUGUGGAAGCAACGCGCCUGUGAGAAGCCGCAGAAAUACAAGAUGAACUCGCAUUACACGUGCGACGAGAAGGGAGACGUCAAGUGUCUGCCCGGCUGGCAAGGGGAUCUCUGUCAGGUGCCGAUGUGUCGUCGGGGCUGUGAUCCGAUGAAUGGCUACUGCCAGCGGCCGGGAGAAUGUCGCUGUAGGAUUGGCUAUAGCGGUGAGCAAUGCGACAAGUGUAUUCCACUUCCUGGUUGUCAGCACGGCACUUGCAACAAACCCUUCGAAUGCAUCUGCAAACCUGGCUGGGAUGGACUCUUCUGCACAGAACCGAGUUGUCGCAGUGGCUGCCACAGCACACGUGGCUACUGUGAGGCACCUGGCGAGUGUCGCUGUCGGAUCGGUUGGGCGGGUCGCAGUUGCAGCGAGUGUGCCACAAUGCCCGGCUGUCAGCAUGGCACGUGCAACAAGCCGCUCGAGUGCAACUGCCAGCCUGGAUACACGGGUCUGCUCUGUCAAACAGCUCUCUGUGCCUCCGACUGCAACAAGCAGCAUGGCUAUUGUCGCAAGCCAGGCGAGUGUCGUUGCAAGGUGGGCUGGACGGGACAACAGUGUGACAAGUGUUUUCCUUAUCCCGGCUGCGUCAACGGCGACUGCGAUGCGCCCUGGGAAUGCAACUGUCAUCCUGGCUGGGGUGGCAUGCUCUGUGACGAGAAGUUGAGCUACUGCAGCGAUCAUCCGGACACAUGUGAGAACGAUGGCAAGUGCAUAUCGCUGAGUAGCGAAGAUGGCAGCUAUCGCUGUCAUUGUCGCCAGGGAUAUCUGGGCAAGAACUGUGAGAUAAGCGAUGACUUUCUGUUGACCUCUGUGGCGCCGCCACGAAUAACGCCGCCACCGCCAGAGAUGUCACAGCUGUCACAGCUGGGCACAAAUGUGCCCAAUGAUGAUGAUGAUGAUGAUGAUGACAGCAGCAAAAACAAUGCAAAGUUGCCGACGAAUCAAGCAAAUUAUACGACAACAACAGCAAUGAGAGCAACCACAGCAGCAACACCUACGACAACAGCAGCAACAGCAACAGCAACAACAGCGAGAACAACAACAACUCGUGCUGCUGGCAAUGCGACUAAUGAAGCGUUAAGCGAUGUUGCAGCUGCUGAUGAGGCGACAAUAUUAAGGCGUGCCACAGCAACAACAGCAACAACGUCAGCAACAGCAGCAACAGAAAGAGUAAAAGAUGUUGUUGCAACAAGUGGCAACAAUGUCACACAGUUCAAUGCACAGCAGCAACUUAGCAAGCCUGUUCAGAUUGAAGCAAACAACGUCAAUGAUAAUGAUAACGAUGAUGACGAUGAUGAUGACGAUGAUGAUGAUGAUGAAGAUGAUUACGAGGAAACAGAUGGCGAUGGGGAGGAUUACGAGGACGAGGAGGAUGACAACGAUCAAAUUAUACCAAAUAUUAUUUAAUCAAAUGGGCUGACAAAUUGC
Drosophila innubila is the source of this 1680-nucleotide messenger RNA. It is a transcript of the gene C901, whose product is annotated as neurogenic locus protein delta. Gene Ontology annotation, biological process: motor neuron axon guidance; cell communication. The coding region runs from base 91 to 1659 and encodes 522 amino acids. The record is from RefSeq and is a predicted model, not a curated record. NCBI's taxonomy places the organism in Eukaryota, Metazoa, Arthropoda, Insecta, Diptera, Drosophilidae. The transcript is spliced from 8 exons. Gene Ontology annotation, cellular component: membrane.